Molecule: messenger RNA, 999 nt
Organism: Cotesia congregata
Lineage: Eukaryota; Metazoa; Arthropoda; Insecta; Hymenoptera; Braconidae
Source: the annotation of a GenBank genome assembly
AUGUCGCUCGUCAAAAGUACGCAAGCUUAUCCAUAUCAAUACCAAUGGGAAAGAAUCCGAGAUAAUCCGUUUGCUGACGUUGCUCGCCUUAGUCAACAGAUCGAUAAUUCCUUUACAAAAUCAGAUCCCUUAGCCGAGAGAGUUAUGCCACCAACAAACGACUUCGAUGAAUCUGAUAAAUACAAUAGAGAAUCUUUCAUGAUUCCAAAGUCUUAUUCCUGGGCACCUCCAAAGGGUCCUGCUUUUAUGCGUCAUCCAAUGCCUGACUAUCAUAUCAGGCCUGAAUACAGUACAAGACAUAGAGCUCCCUUCACAACAAGACCUUUUGUAAGACCUAUUAGUGGAUUAUCCAGUGGAAGUAGCGGUAUCGGUCGACCUGGAUCGAUCGUUGCAAAUGGAAUAUUUUCAGGACCUGGACGUUUCGUUGGGAAUUUGAAAUUUACUCAACCUGAAUUGUUUGACACAUCCAGAACUCACCAGCAUGAAUAUGAAUCUGAAACAUCUGAAAAACGCCACAUUACCCGUGAAGAUUUAUUUUCUGAACUACAUGCUAUUAAAGAGGCACUUCAAAAACUAACAUCUGCUGUCAUUCGGAUAGAAAAUGAGAUCAGCUUUAAAACUUUUACAACUUUACCACAACCUCCAGUUUUGAUUGAUCCCAUUGUGGCAUCUGACUUGCAACCCAAGGAACCCAGUAAAGAAGGAGUUACUUAUCCAACUUUUACAACCUCAACACAACCUCCAGUUCUGAUUAAUUCCAGCAGAGCAUCUGAACUGGGACCCAUAGAAGCUAAUAACGAAAAAGGAGUUAAUUAUCCCACUGUGACAAGCUCAACAAAACCUCCAGUUUCGAUUGAUUCCAACAUGGCAUCUGAAAUAAACUCAGUAGAGUCUACUUAUGAAAGUAUGUAUAAAAAUACUGCUACAAAUGAAGAGCCAUUUGUUAAUCGACUCCUAGAAAACACACUAUCUAAAACUCAUUUCUCAUCAAUUUCUUAG